GAGAAGUGGGGGCGGAGCCACGUGCAGGUUCGCGACCAGAGGAACUGGGGAAAAUAGGUGGGGCGCAGCUAAAUCGAGAAACAGAAACCGAGACCGAGUGAAGAGUAGCGGUGGGAGGCAGAGCAGGGGCAAGAGGAAAGAAGUGUGGGGCGAGGUUAAGGGGAGAGACCAUGAGCCCGGGCGAAACCAGGAGUAGGGGCGUGGCCAGGAGCAACAGGAGGGGCGAGACCUGGAGUAGUAGCAGAGGCGGGGUCCAGAAGUGUAGUAGAUGCAGGGCCUGGGGCAGGGCCGAGUUCUGGAGCAGAGGCGGAGCCAGGAACAAAAGCAAGGGUGGAGCCUGGAGCAAGAGCAGUAGAGGAGAGAGGAGCAAAAGUAGGAGUGGAGCGUCUGAGCAGAGGCGGGGCCAGGAGCAGGGACUGGACGAAGCACCGGAGCGAGGCGGGAACUCAGAAGGCGCCUACCAAGAACAGUCUUGCAGGCUGGUGACCUCCGCAUUCUCCAGGUUGAAGCCACGUUAUUCACUGCCCCGAGAUGUCCCCUGCUGGCCCUGCGUGGCCGAGGCUCCGAGUCCUGCAGGCGCUGUGGGCACUGCUGGUGGUGCUGUUGGCACCGUGGAGGUUGUGGGCGAUAAAGAAUACCCAGGAGUGCACCUGGCAAGUUGUCCUGAACAACUUUGAGACAGUAGGCAAGAAGGACGCGAGCGAUCGUUUCGUCGAUCAAGAGCCCUUGUACACAGUGGACAAAGUGUUCAGCCUGCUAGUGGACGCGCCCAUCGACCCGGACGAGACAUACCUGGGCUUUCCUUACUACCUGAAGAUCAACUACUCCUGCAAGGGAGAGUCCUCUGAGGCCCUGGUCCGCAAGGGCCACCUGACGGGGCUGAAGCCGGUGGUGCUGGUCACCUUCCAGUCCCCAGUCAACUUCCAUCGCUGGAAGAUAGAGCAGCUACAGAUCCAGAUGGAGGCAGCCCCCUUCCGCAGCAGAGAGAGGUGUAAUGCAGAGGAAGUGUGUCUCAUGAGCUGGUACACACCCAUGCCCAUCAAGAACGGCAGCGUGGUCAUGCGCGUGGACGUUAGCAGCAACGGCCUGGGGCCCUUCAUUCCCAAUAAAAGGUUUCAGGUGAAUAUCAACGGCUUCCUGGAGAGACAGCGAGACAACACACUCCAAUUCACUGUGGGAAAUGAGCUCUUCAAUCUGAUACCCCGGUACUUUGUGAAUGUCCCGUCGAGGCCCUUGUGGUACACUGUGGACCAGGCACCUGUGUUCAUCCUGGGCGGCAUCCCUGAGGAGAAGGCCAUCCUGCUGACUGACACAAACUUCAAGGACUUCUUUCUCGUGGAGUUGAGCAUUGACAGUUGCUGGGUAGGCUCCUUCUACUGCCCCCAGACCAGCUUCACUGCUACCAUCUAUGAUGCCAUCGCCACCGAGAGCACCCUCUUCAUUCGGCAGAACCAGCUCAUCUACUAUUUCACGGGCACCUAUACCACACUCCAUGAAAGCAACCGUGGCAGCGAGAGAUGGGUCCGUGUCCUGGCUAACGAGUGCAUCAAGAAGUUGUGCCCUGUACAUUUCCAUAGCAAUGGCUCCGAGUAUGUCAUGGCCCUCACCACUGGCAAGCACGAAGGUUACGUCCACUUUGGGACCAUCACGGAUGGCCGCGUGUCCUUCGAGUUGCUGCCCAGGCAGCGGUCCGUGUGCAAUGGGAUACUAGUUGUCAACUGCUCCAUAACCUGGGCCGUAUUCAUUGCUGGUGACUACAAUCUACUGCUGCUGGUGGAGAUCGAAGACCCCUCCACCAGGAAGUAUUUCCAGGUGGUCAGCUAUGACCUGGUCAGUGAUUACCUGGUUGUCCUCUACACCAUCCCGGAAUUCAUCCCUGACGCUCGAGGCCUGGAGUUCCUGAUGGUCCUAGGGACAGAGUCUUACACCAACUUCCCGAUGGUACCCAAGGGCAUGUCCUACAACCCGUAUAACAACCUGCUGUUCAUCUGGGGCAACUUCCUCCUGCAGAGCUAUAACAGUGAAGACUUCAUCUACCUGGCGGACUUCCCCAAGGAGCUGUCCAUCAAGUACCUGGUCAACUCGUUCUAUGGGGACACGGCUAUUGUCACAGAGACUGAGGAGAUCUGGUACCUCCUGGAGGGUAGCUACCAGGUGUACAAGCUGUUCCCAUCCAAGGGCUGGGAGGUGCACGUCAGCCUACAGGUGAUGCAGCAGUCCUCUCUCUACGCCCCCAAUGAGACCAUGGUCACCCUCUUCUACGAAGACCACAGACUAUACCAGCUGGUGUACCUUAUAGACAACCAGCAGGGCAGGCUCGUCAAGAGGCUUGUGCCUGUGGGGCAGCUUCUGAUGUACCAGCAGGUCAGCAACGACUACCUCUUGGAGCGGCAAGGGAGCCACCUGACGCUCUCCUUCACCAACUUCUGCCCCUUCACGGUGAUGCGUCUGCGGGACCUGCCCAACCCGCAGAUCUACACGCGCCAGGAGCGCUACCGGGCGCAGCCGCCGCGUGUCUUGGAGCCCGGGGGCUUCCACAGCGACAACUCGCUCGCUGUCUAUCAGGGCCUCGUCUACUACCUGCUUUGGCUGCACUCGAAGUACGACAAGCCAUAUGCGGACCCGGUGCACGACCCCACCUGGCGCUGGUGGAAGAACAAGAAGCAGGACCAGGAUUACUACUUCUACCUGGCCAGCAACUGGCGGAGCGCUGGCAGUGUGCACGUUGACAUGGCCAGCUACGAAAAGAUCUACGACCUUAAGGCUGAGAACGAGCUGCCCGAGCGCAUCUUCCUGGACAAGGGCACCAGCUACCGCUUCUCGGUCUUCCUGACGGCCCGGGAGCCGGAGCCCCUGCACGGCCCCUCCUUCCAGGUGCAGAGCAAGGUGGGCCUGGCUGUGGUGCUGGCCGACCCGGAAUGCAUCGAGGCGGUGGUGAAGGAGAAGGUCCUUGUUAAUCGCAACUCGGUGCUUUUCUGGGUUACGCUCAGUGAUAAAAGGUUUUGCUUUGAUCAGGGCAUUAGUGGACAUCACCUCAUGAAAACCUCCAUGCUCCUCAAGGUGGCGGGCUCGUCCGGGCACUGCUUCCAGAACACGCACCAGGGGCCCCGCAUGCAAGGCAACCUGAUGGUGCCAGUACUUAUCGGCUGCCCCCCAGGCAAGCGCCUUGCCUUUGACAUCACCUACACGCUGGAGUACAACCGCCUGCAGAACAAACACUACUUUGACUGCGUGCACGUCGACCCCGAGAUGCCCUGUUUCCUCUUCCGCGACAUCUUCUACCCAUUCUUCUUGAUCCAAGAUUUGGUGACGGGAGAUUCUGGCAGUUUUCAGGGCAGCUACGUGCUGAAGGUGGUGGGCGGCGGGCCCACCCAGGACACCAUCAAGGAAUACAGCGAGGAGGAUAUCUACCGCUUCAACAGCCCCCUGGACAAGACUGGCAGCCUCAUCUGGACCACAAGAAACACAACGACCACCGAGGACUCAGCCUUCAACAUUUUGUCCCACAGCAGUUUGGGCAUUGAGUGGCUCUGUAUGGAGAACUCCCCAUGCCAUGACACCAUUCCACACAGCAUCUUUGCCUCCGAGUUCUUCUUCAAGGUGUUGGUGAGCAAUAGAGGUGUGGACAAGAGCACGUACUGCGACUACCAGCUCACCUUCCAGCUGCACAUCCACGGGCUCCCACUCAGUGCCAGGCGGGCCUUCCUCAUCCUCACGGUGUCAGCCAGCCUGUUUGUUGGUCUGGUGAUCCUCUACGUCAUCUCCUGCCUCCUGUCGCCCUAUGUGGUGAAGGUCUGCAACGUCCUCUGCUGGAAGAUCAACAACAUCAUCGCCUGGGAAUCUUACAUCUACAGUAUCGCCUCCGACACCAGGGCCUUCAGCAACACCUCUGGGACCAAAUCUGGGGAGAGCUCUGGGGGCAUCUCCAGAGUUGUCUCCAUGGUGGCAGGGGAGAACAAGACUGACACUAAGGAAACCUUGAGGAAGAAGCCAAUAUCCUGAGCCUCUUACCUGCCCCAACUGCCACCCACCCUCAUCCCUCGUUUCCUGGGCCACUUUGAACAUGCAACCUGUCGCUCGCUCAUCCCAGGCCUUUCUCCCUGUUUUGCUUGAAUUUUCACUUCGCAUUUCAACACCAGCUGUGGGACCUUGUAAGGACUCAUGUUCAAUUAGUUUGUACCACUCAGCCACAUAAGUUAUAAAAUAUCAAAAUCCUUCUGUGCCAAA
Messenger RNA from Delphinapterus leucas (beluga whale), 4227 nucleotides. RefSeq names its product catsper channel auxiliary subunit gamma (gene CATSPERG). NCBI's taxonomy places the organism in Eukaryota, Metazoa, Chordata, Mammalia, Artiodactyla, Monodontidae. The record is from RefSeq and is a predicted model, not a curated record. Gene Ontology annotation, cellular component: sperm principal piece; motile cilium; CatSper complex.